UUUUUUUUUUUUUUCUCCUUCCUUUUCGGAUCUGAACGAUGCCCGUCCGUAGAUCUUCUGUCGCUUUUCCCAAAUGCUCACUUCUGGUGUCGCUGAGGAUUUUGCUUCUUGUGCUUCACGCAGGGUCUCCGGUCUACAGCCAGGGGGAUUCUCAGUCCGACAACAAAGUGAUGGACAACAUCACUGUCCGACAAGGAGAGACGGUCUUCCUCAGGUGCGAACAGGGAGACGUUGUGACACACACAGCAUGGCUGAACCGCUCCAGUAUACUUUAUGCCGGAGAAGACAAAUGGUCAGUUGAUCCCAGAGUGAGUCUGGUGACCCUUAACCAGGAGGAGUUUACCAUUAAGAUUGAAAAUGUGGACAUGACGGAUGAAGGACAGUAUGUGUGCGCAGUCCAGACAAGCAGAAGGCCGAGAACAACCUCAGUGCAUGUUCUUGUCCAAGUGCCUCCAAAAAUCAUCAACUUUUCAAGGGACAUUGUGGUAAACGAGGGAUCUAACGUCACCCUGAUGUGUCAGGCCAGCGGUAAACCAGAGCCGUCCAUCAGCUGGAAAUUCAUCUCCAGUUCAGGGGACCUGGCUUCAGACGACGAGCUGCUGGAAAUCUCAUCCAUCUCCAGACAGAGAGCCGGGGUUUACGAAUGCACGGCCGUCAAUGAUAUCGACACGGACGUUCAGACUGUAGACAUCACUGUCAACUACGCUCCAAGCGUGUCAGAGGGCAGAGAUGCUGGAGUGACUCCGGGUCAGAGAGGAGUGCUGGAGUGCGAGGCCGAUGCAGUGCCAGAGGCAGAUUUCGAGUGGUAUAAAGACAACAGAAGGAUCUUUAAUGGCUUUGAUGGCAUGGAUAUCAUCAACACAGGAUCCUUGUCAAAGCUGACCUUUUAUAACGUGUCUGAUGGUGAUUACGGGAACUACACAUGUGUUGCCAUCAACAAACUAGGCAGUUCAAACACAAACUUCCUUUUGUAUGUGGUAAUUGAACCCACUAGCUCGACACUACUGCAAGGACCGAGAGCAGUUCAGGACGGCAGUGGCGGUGUGAAGACAGCGCACUUUCACACCUGUCUCCUCUUCAUAGCAUUUUUGCCCUUCCUGCUACGCUUUUGAAGAGAAUUGGAUUUGAAAACAAUUGGUUUGUUUGCAAGCCUGUGAGUGAGUGUGUGAGUGUGUGUGUGCGUGUGCGUGCGUGUAGGGGUGUGCGUGUGCAUGUGUGCGCGUGCAUUUUUUUUCUCCCACGGAAACAUAAACUGAUGCACAAUGAAGUAUCUUGUAAAGCACUGAUUUUGACCUUCUUAAGUUUUGGUUGUCUUUCUUUCCUCUUUCAACUGAACACUUUCAAUAUUUUUGUCUAAAUUAUA
Poecilia reticulata (guppy) is the source of this 1363-nucleotide messenger RNA. NCBI's taxonomy places the organism in Eukaryota, Metazoa, Chordata, Actinopteri, Cyprinodontiformes, Poeciliidae. The record is from RefSeq and is a predicted model, not a curated record.